CUCCAUCGCAUUUUCUCAUCUACUUUGAUCAAUCAAGAGCUUUUUAGCAAUGGAGUCAGCUCCUCUUUGCUCCUCAUUACUUCCUUCUUUCCCACAAAAACGCAGAUAUGGGCGUGGUAAGAGGUCAAGCGGCACGGUUGUUCUCGCUCCUCGGAGAGAGAACACCCAAGAGUGGCUGAGAUAUGGAGAGUUGCUCGUAGAUGAAAGCAUGCUUGUGCUGAGGAAACGCAUUCGUGAAAUGAAAAUGGUGGAGAGAAAUUAUGAGCCUCCAGAAGAGUGGAUGGAGUGGGAGAAGCAGUGCUCUACAUCCUACGACGAGUUUAUAUGUAAGUUUGUAGGGUUUUUGCAAUUGCAUUUGAUGAAUACAAGGCCUAGUUUGGCCCUAGGAAUGCUUUUGCUAGUUACAAUGAGCGUCCCGGCAUCAAUGGUCAUGAUUUCCCAACAAUUGAUGGAGGCAACAUGUGGAGUCUUGUCAACCUUUCAUGGAGGUUGAUGAGGUGUUUAAUAUUCUUUCUUUUCUUAGAGUAGGUCCAUGGAAUAUAUUUAUGUAA
Messenger RNA from Populus euphratica (Euphrates poplar), 551 nucleotides. RefSeq lists its product as uncharacterized. NCBI's taxonomy places the organism in Eukaryota, Viridiplantae, Streptophyta, Magnoliopsida, Malpighiales, Salicaceae. The record is from RefSeq and is a predicted model, not a curated record. The coding region runs from base 50 to 493 and encodes 147 amino acids. The transcript has a single exon.